This is a messenger RNA of Nerophis lumbriciformis (worm pipefish), 3174 nucleotides long. NCBI's taxonomy places the organism in Eukaryota, Metazoa, Chordata, Actinopteri, Syngnathiformes, Syngnathidae. The record is from RefSeq and is a predicted model, not a curated record.
AUGGCUGACAGUAAUGCCGAAUGCAAUAUCAAGGUGCUUUGUCGUUUUCGCCCACUUAGCCGCUCAGAAAUCCUGCGUGGAGAUAAGUUUAUCCCAGUCUUCGAAGGUGAAGACACCGUUCUUUUUGGGGGGAGGUGUUACGUAUUUGACCAGGUUUUUCCCACCAACGCCACCCAAGAGCAGGUUUACAAUACCUGCGCCAAGAACAUUGUCAAAGAUGUACUCGGCGGAUACAAUGGGACCAUCUUUGCCUACGGCCAGACUGCCUCAGGAAAGACUCACACUAUGGAGGGAAACCUUCACGACCCCCAAGGGAUGGGUAUCAUCCCUCGGAUCGCGGAAGACAUUUUCGAACACAUAUUCGCCAUGGAUGAAAACCUGGAGUUCCACAUAAAGGUAUCCUACUUUGAGAUCUACAUGGAUAAGAUUCGGGACUUGCUGGAUGUGACCAAAACCAAUCUGUCAGUGCACGAAGACAAAUACAGAGUCCCUUAUGUGAAGGGUUGCACGGAACGCUUUGUCACCAGUCCUGAAGAGGUAAUGGAUGUGAUAGACGAAGGCAAAGUCAACCGCCAUGUUGCCAUCACCAACAUGAACGAGCACAGUUCACGCAGUCACAGCAUCUUCCUGAUCAGCAUUAAGCAGGAGAACGUGGAGACGGAACAGAAGCUCACCGGGAAGCUCUACUUGGUUGAUCUGGCUGGCAGUGAGAAGGUCAGUAAGACGGGCGCCGAGGGAACUGUGCUGGACGAGGCCAAGAACAUCAACAGGUCUUUGUCGGCCCUCGGAAACGUCAUCUCCGCUUUGGCUGAAGGAACGAAGUCCCAUGUGCCGUACCGUGACAGCAAAAUGACGCGCAUCUUACAAGACUCGCUGGGAGGCAACUGUCGAACCACCAUGUUCAUCUGCUGCUCCCCCUCCAGCUACAACGACGUUGAGACCAGGUCUACGCUCAUGUUCGGCCAAAGGGCAAAGACCAUCCGAAACACGGUGACAGUGAACCUUGAGCUCACUGCCGAGCAGUGGAAGAGGAAAUAUGAGAAAGAGAAGGAGAAGAACAGGUCGCUAAAGGAGACCGUGCACAGACUUGAGGCUGAGCUGAGCUGCUGGAGGAAUGGUGAGAUUGGAAGUGAGUCAGAUGAUGAGAACGAGGCGAUACUUGCUCCCGACUGUGAGGAACCGGCGCUGGACAUAUGCAGCCCGUGCUCCAUGACCUCCUCCAUUGUGGUGCACAUCUCCGAGGAGGAGCGUCACAAGUACGAGGAGGAGAUCCGGAAGCUCUACCGGCAGCUGGAUGACAAGGAUGCUGAGAUUGACUACCAAAGUCAGAUGGUGGAGAAACUGAAGGAUGACAUGCUGAAGCAGGAGGAGUUCCUGGCGUCGUCCAGGGGUGAUGGCGAGAGGGUGCAGUCAGAACUGGGCAGGCUGCAGUCGGAGAAUGAACGUUCCAAGGCAGAGGUAAAGGAGGUGCUGCAGGCCCUGGAGGAGCUGGCGCUCAACUACGACCAGAAGAGCCUGGAGGUAGAGGAGAAGAGUGUUCAGAACAAGCUCUUGGCUGACGAGCUUGCCAAGAAAAUGACUCGUCUUGUUGCGUUAGAGACAGAGCUUUCCCACAUCCAGGAAGUGAGCCGGCACCAGAGGAAACGCAUUGCCGAGGUCCUCAAUGUGCUGAUGAGCGACCUGAGCGAGUUUGGUGCCAUCGUGGGCAACCGCGACAUCCAACUGUCCACAGAGAUUACAGGUGUCAUUGAGGAGGAGUUCACGCUCGCCCGCCUCUACAUCAACAAGAUCAAGUCGGAGGUGAAGUCCAUGGUCAAACGCUGCCGUCACCUGGGCACCCUUCAGGCCGAGUGCCAGCGCAAGAUGGAUGAAACGGGCAGAGAGCUGUCCUCCUGCCACCUCCUUGUUGCACAGCACGAGGCCAAGAUCCGCUCGCUGACCGAGUAUGCUCAUGACGUUGAGCGCAAGAGGAGGCAGCUGGAGGAAAGCUACGACUCACUGACGGAGGAGCUGGCCCAGAUCCAAGCUCGGGAGACCGUGUCACAUUUGGCCAGCGGCGAGAAUGACUCUGUCCGGGGAUGCUGUGACAUCCAGGUAACCAUGAGGGUUUUGGAGCAGCAGAUGGAAUUGCACCGAGCGGCGCACAGCCAGCAGCUAGGCCACCUGCGUGACAAAAUCAAUGAGCAGCAGGCACUCAUCAACGACUUAACCCACUGGAACCAAAAGCAGGAGUUGGAGCUGGAGCAACUGCACGGCGACUACGAGCAUCUGCGCAUUCAACAGCAUCAAAAAAACAGACAGCUGGAGGAACUGACAUUUCUUCACGAGAGAGACGAGCAGUCCAAGCAGGACCUCAAGGGUCUUGAAGAGACCGUGGCCCGAGAACUGCACACCCUACACAACCUACGCAAGUUUUUUGUCCAAGACCUCACCAUUCGGGUUAGGAAGAGUGCCGAGAUGGAGCGCAACAGCAGUGGCGGUUACAUCACACAGAAACAAAAGAUUUCCUUUCUGGAGAACAACCUUGACCAGCUGACCAAGGUGCACAAGCAGCUGGUACGCGACAACGCUGACCUGCGCUGUGAGCUCCCAAAGCUGGAGAAGCGUCUUCGGUCCACCGCCGAGCGAGUCAAGGCAUUGGAAGGCGCCCUGAAGGAAGCCAAAGACGGAGCCAUGAAGGACCGCCAGCGCUACCAGGAGGAGGUGGAGCGCAUCAAGGACGUCAUGAUGAGGGCCAGGAAUCCCUUCCGCCGUCCUCACACCGCUCAUAUUGCUAAACCUGUGCGUCCUGGUCACCCCUCACCCACACGCACCAUAUGCACCCGAGGUCUCACUGAGCACCCCGUUCCCAUAAGUGAUGAUGUACACCACAGUGACGCAUUAGUUCAAGAAGCUGCCAUCCCUAUUAUGGAAAGUGAUCGCGCUGCCCCUGAAACCAACCAGAACCGACCCGGUGGAUGCUUGGACCACCACAACAAUACUCAAAACAUGCCUCCGUUGAGCCGAGCUGACACCGCCGAGAUGCUUGAUUCUGAAAACGGAAACACCACAGACAUCAAUGACAACAGCAUGAGUAUGAACGACAACAGUGUGUCCACCAAUGACGUCUGUGACAAUCGGGACCUGAGCAAACUGGGCAGCCACCGCCAUCUAAUAGAAAAGAUAGCAGGUUAG